Messenger RNA from Lizanozyma spartinae, 1566 nucleotides. It is a transcript of the gene GPI17, whose product is annotated as PIG-S family GPI transamidase component. Gene Ontology annotation, cellular component: GPI-anchor transamidase complex. Gene Ontology annotation, biological process: attachment of GPI anchor to protein. The transcript has a single exon. The record is from RefSeq and is a predicted model, not a curated record. The coding region runs from base 1 to 1566 and encodes 521 amino acids. NCBI's taxonomy places the organism in Eukaryota, Fungi, Ascomycota, Pichiomycetes, Serinales, Debaryomycetaceae.
AUGGGUACGAUUGAACCUAGAGCAGAGAGACGCACACGGUACUCGUUGGCCAUUUAUGUCGUCGCAGUGCUAGCCGUACUAGGAUUACCUCUUUGGUUGUUCACUACUUCGAUCAUCAGAGCAGAACUUCCCAUAAAAGACAUUGAACGUCUAAAUGAGCAGUUGAACGAUGAAAUAACCUUCAAGAUCCCCAUCUACAUGGAUUUGCCCAACAGCCAACGAGUUUUCGUUGAUGCGUGCCAAAACUUGCUUACAAAGGAGUUGGAACAAAGGUACCCUGGAAUCACCAACAUUUGGAGAUUGGAUCUUCAUAGGAUACUGGACCGCAAUGUUAGUGUUGUUGAUGAUUAUGUGUUGAGAAUCAAAAAUGAUGAUGAAGAUGCUCAGUUGGAGCUGUAUUACAUUUCACCCUACUCCAAAGAGAUUACUCUAACGGUAACCAAGAAUGCCAUUUCCACUAACAAUGUGGCUCAUUUCGUGGUCGAGACGUUGCUUGAUAAGGUGUUUAAACUAGAACUCGAAGCCUUCUAUCAAAUACAUCGGUUUGGAAAGAAGAAUCCAAUUCAUGAAAACCAUGUGGUCCUUCUUUAUUCUCCCCAUUACAACUUGGUUUUUUCCUUGUUUACUCAAGAUGGAACACCCAUAUCUUGGGGUAUUGAAUCACUGAUUAAAACCCUCUAUCCGCUAUUACAGAAGCUUCAACAUUUUGCUAACUUUACUAUAAGUACGCAAAUCCAGUAUUAUUCCGAACCUUCUAACCCCAUGAGGUACGAUAAUUCUUCUGAUGCGUUUGUGAUUAAAGAAAGUGAACUUUCAACAUUUAUUAACCACGGAGAUUGGAACUUGUUUGGUCACGACAUUAAUCCGACAGUCAACUUUCUUGUUUAUUUCCCCAAAUCGAAUUAUGAUAAUAAAAAAACCUUAAUUGAAAGAUCGACUACCAAUUCGUUUUUGAUUAACCAAUGGGGUGGUGUCUAUGUUUUUAAUAAGGACAUGCCAAUUAUUAAGAAUGUCCCAGCUAAAAUCACUGAAGAUGAAUUACUUCCAAUUAUGGAGAUUUUUUCAUCUCAAUUGUUUGAACUACUUGGAGUGCCCCAUGAACCUAUUUCUCCUUCCAUUAGAAUCGAUUCCUUAACUCGUCUUGCAACUUAUGAAAACCUUCGUCAACUGAUUGACAAUCUACAAUCAUUAAUUAAAGUUAGUGAAGCUUUGGCAGACAUUCUGAUCCCAGAUGAAACUCAAUUCCAUGCAGUGGAAACCAUCACCAACAUAAAGGAAGCAUUGCAAAUCUUACAACAGAAUAUCACCAGUUGUAAGCAAUUUGAAGGCAUAACUGUUCUUUCGGCUCAAGCAGUGACGGCUUCCAAUAAAGCCUUUUUUGAUAAAGAAAUGGUUCAACAGGCAUAUUUUCCUAGUGAACACAAAUUAGCGGUUUUCUUACCGUUACUUGGACCUGUUGGUUCUAUAGUGACGUUUGGAUUAAUUGCUACGCUUAAACUGAUGAAGAGAGAUCGUGAUGAUGAGAAACGCAAGAGAGCCGAGGAAAAGGCUAAGAAAUCGGAAUAA